UCCGCUCUCAACCACAUCCCGAACAUUGGGCCCAUGGACGCGGUCCCCGUGCUGCGCCCCGCGGCAACCGAAAACCUCGCGCCGCAGCCUUUUCUCGAGAUGCACAUGCCGUGGACUGCGUGCGAUAGCGACGAAGAUAUGGGGAUUGCGUUUCUACCUCACUUCUACGACGGAGGAGCCAGACACGCGCUGGGGUAUUUUAGUAUAGUGCAGUGUCCACUGCGGGGGAGGGUUCUGGGCACUGCUUUUCUCACGCCGUGUGUGGAGGAAGAUCUGAGGCGGUUUGGAUUGGUGGAGUACGUGGGGUCGUUGGAGGGAGUAGAGGCGAUGGGGUGGGUUGGGUGUGUGAACGGCAAGUGGUUGGAGAGAGACACAGUGGAGGAUUAUGCGGAGUGGAAGUUGGUUUUUAGAAUUGCAAGUGUGACAUGGGAGGGGCGAAUAGGAUUGUUGAGAGGGGAGCUCGAGGGGUCAUGAGAGGUACUCUACAUUGUCAGACAUCCUUAUCAGAACGCGCAUACCAUGUUAGGCAAAAGUGGUGCGUUAGAUCUUCCCAUUGAAUUGCAUGACAUGUGCAUGAGAGUCAAUGAUACAAUCGGAGAGGUGAAUCAGC
Molecule: messenger RNA, 610 nt
Organism: Boeremia exigua
Lineage: Eukaryota; Fungi; Ascomycota; Dothideomycetes; Pleosporales; Didymellaceae
Exons: 1
Coding region: 34-474 (146 amino acids)
Source: RefSeq, a predicted model, not a curated record